AUAUAACUCAAAAUGCUUUCGUACAAUACCCCUAUUCCUGUGAACGGGCAGAACGCUGGACCGACCGCCGGCAUGUCAGCGCGACCCCCAUUUAAGACAGUCGGAAACAACGGGUCUGCCAAUGGAGUGUCAUCCAAUGAUGCGGUGUCGGGAACAGGACGACACGCUCCCGAGGAGCAGCAUAUCUGGCUAGUCACCGGACCUGCUGGAUGCGGCAAGAGUACCGUGGCAAGAUACCUAGCGGAAUCUCUACAUUGGCCUUAUAUUGAGGGUGACGAGUUUCACCCACCAGCCAAUAUCGAAAAGAUGAGCGCCGGUAUCCCCCUUACCGAUGCGGACCGCUGGGAUUGGCUCACAGCUCUGCGCGAGGCAUCAAUUCGAACUCUUGAUCAGGGCAAUAGCGGCGUAGUUUUGACGUGCUCUGCGCUGAAGCGCAAGUACCGUGAUGUCAUCAGAGUGGCCCCCUACUUCACCCCGAAUCUUCACCUUCACUUUAUCUACCUCGAUGCGUCCGAGGAGAUCCUCCUUCAAAGAGUCCUCGCUCGCCAAAACCAUUAUAUGGGCGCCAACAUGGUCCACAGCCAGUUUGAGGCUCUCGAGCCACCAACGCCUGCCGAGACGGACGUGAUCCGCAUUGACGUGAGCCGUCCUGCCGACAUGGUUAUGGCAGAUGCCCUGAACCAGGUUCUUCAUACAAUUGAUGGAAUCCAAAAGGACCAAUCGCAAUGACGGCUUCGAUGACCUGCACCGGGGGUCCAAGGAAUGGGG
Neurospora tetrasperma FGSC 2508 is the source of this 768-nucleotide messenger RNA. RefSeq lists its product as uncharacterized. The transcript is spliced from 2 exons. Lineage: Eukaryota; Fungi; Ascomycota; Sordariomycetes; Sordariales; Sordariaceae. The record is from RefSeq and is a predicted model, not a curated record. Gene Ontology annotation, molecular function: gluconokinase activity. Gene Ontology annotation, cellular component: cytoplasm. The coding region runs from base 13 to 729 and encodes 238 amino acids.